UAAAACAAACUGAUCUUCAAGAGCUUCAUUUAGAUGACAUAUAAGGAGUCACAAACAUCCCUGAGAUUAACGCGAUUACAACCUAAACAAAUCUCAGUUAUUAAGUUUUUCUCAGUAAAAGAGACUUUUAAGCUAGUAAAGCCCGUGAUACUGUUGAACUAAAGUAAGAUGGUCAGUUAAUGUAACCUGGUUGCAGGAAUAUGUUUGCUGUAAGUCAAUACCAGUGGCGGGUCAUUCUUAAGUCGAACAUCACAUGCAGCACUGCAGUAGGGGAGAGUCCAGAAGUAUUUGGCUGUGAAAACCAGAUAUGGGGUGCACAAAUUCAACAACCUUGAAGGGAGAAAGGAUGAAUAAAGCUCAAUAUCGUGAAGCUUUGAGAUCAUCAGUCGUGAUUCAGAAAUGGUUUCGACGCUACAAGGCACGCUUGGAAGCGCAAAGAAGAUGCACGUGGAAAAUAUUUGAGAGCAUUGAAUACUCGGAAGAGCAGGACCAACAAAAUUUAUACAACUUUUUCAACGAGAUGGUAGAAAAGGUCAGUGCUGACAGCCAAGUAUCGCAGCUCAGGGAAGUUCUUCUGAACGGCAACUCAGCACUUAAUUCAGAUGCUAGUGAAGAAGGAUCGAUCAUAGCAGCUGAUAUUGAAAGCACUGUAGUUUCACCCUCGUAUGAAGGCCCUCAUGUUGAAAUGCCUCUUACAUUAGACAAAACACGGGAAAUUCUAGACCACUUUAAGCGUGGUCGGAUUCUACACGCAAAGUAUGUGAAACGCGUCAUAUGGGAAGCUACCAAAAGAGUUCAGAAACUGCCGAACGUUGUCAAUGCAAAUUUGAGAAUAUCUAAACAGAUUACAAUUUGCGGUGACAUUCAUGGAAAACUGGAUGAUUUGUUAACUGUAUUCCACAAGAAUGGUUUACCGUCGUCGGACAAUCCGUACCUCUUCAACGGUGACUUUGUAGACCGCGGGGCCUAUUCGAUUGAAGUUCUUAUCAUCCUCUGUUGUUUCUAUUUGAUGUACCCUUCUGACGUCUACCUAAACCGUGGCAAUCACGAAGACUAUCUCAUGAACUCAAGGUAUGGUUUUGUCAAAGAAAUUCAAAAUAAAUACAAGAAAGACGCUGCCAUGAUUAAAGAACUGUGUAAAAAUCUGUUUACAUGGUUACCAUUGGCAACGAUUGUUAGCAAAAGAAUAUUCGUUGCACAUGGUGGGAUUUCAGAUAAAACAGAUCUCAACAUGAUCGAAAGUUUAAAGCGAUAUCAGUUUGCAUCGGUAUUAAAGCCAUCACACAUCGUUCUUGAAGAAGGCAUCCAACCUAACCUAGAAGCAGUUGCUGAAUGGGAGCAGAUCCUAGACUUGUUAUGGAGUGAUCCUCAGUCUGACCCUGGUCGAGUCUUCAAUCAUAGUCGUGGGGGUGGAUGUUUUUUUGGUCCCGAUAUAACUGAGCAGUUCUUGAAGAAGCAUAACAUGGAUUUGAUCAUACGCUCCCACGAGUGCAAAUAUGAAGGUUAUGAAUAUGCUCAUUCAAACACAGUGUUAACUGUAUUCUCAGCGUCUCAUUACUACGCAGAAGGUAGUAAUUAUGGUGCUUAUUUGAAAUUAAAUGAAUCUUCAAGACCCUUUCCAGUGCAGUUUGCUGUUACGAGAGGAAGAAAAUCCCUUUCACUGAAACAAAUAGUUGGACUAAAUGAGCAAUCGGCGCUACGGGAAUUACGAGAACGAUUUUUUUAUCACCGUGAGGAAUUGUUAGCCAUAUUUCAAAAAUACGAUACUGAGAAUACAGGAUCCAUUAAGCUUAACGACUGGGCAUAUUGCUUGGAAAGUGUAUUACAUUUGAAGUUGCCUUGGGCAUUGCUUAGAGAAAAGCUUGUGGCCACAGAUGACAAUGGGAACAUAUUGUAUAUGACUUGCUUAGAAGGAUACAAAUUCGAUUCUGCUGUACCGCAGCAAUUAACAAGUUUGUCAGAGGUACUAUACAGAAACAGAAGUGCAUUGGAAACAGUGUUUCGCCUGAUUGACAAAGACUGCUCUGGUUGCAUCAGCCUUGAAGAAUUCAAAAAUUCAUGUGAAGUACUAAACCAGUUUUCCAAUCACAAAAUUCCCCCAGACAAAAUAAAUGACCUUGCUCGUGCGCUUGAUAUAAAUAGAGAUGGACUUAUCGAUUUUAACGAGUUUUUAGAGGCUUUCAGGCUAGUUUCACAAUCAAUGGAGCAAAAUGAUGUCUGAAUUGUAGAUUCUUUGUAAAGUUUCUUGAGUAACCAGACUUUUUGUUUUGUGGGCUACUCAGUUUGAAGUCUCGGGAAAAAAGUAAAGUACUAUUAAAUUACUCUGUUUUAGAUUAAUCUUACACAAUCCUCUUUCGUUCAACAUAAAAGAUGCCCCAUCUUUUACUCAAGGUUUUAUUUUAGCGUCUAUAUCUUAUGCUUAAAGGUAGCCAAAAAUUGUUAUCUUAAACCCACUAAUGUUUGGCCUUUUUGCAAAAACCAAGGAAAUGGCGUCAGUGUAGGGUUUUAAGUACAUCUCAGAAUCAUUAGGAGGCUAAGCUCCCUUAGACCCCUGUUUCCAUGGUUUCUUGAAAUUCAUCAUGUUUCAAAGAUUAACCUGAAAACUUGGAGUUUCUUGCAUGAAAGCCUACCUAUACCAGGCGACCUCAAAAGCCAUGAAUACCUCAAAGUCUAACAUAAGAGAUUUGAGACAUAAUUGGGAUGUUGCUCUAUUAUAUUGUAAGAAGAAAUGCUGGGAUUGUAAAGCAUAUAUAUAGCAGCAAGAAUUGAUCUAAUAUAUUGAGGUUAGUAGUAGGGCACGAUGCCAAAAAGCUCAAGAAUUAGGCUCCUUACGAAUAUAAUAAAGUUAAACCUUGGACAAAAACUUGUUAAAUACGUCACUUAAUCCAAAACUAAGAGUAUUUUGGUUGUAUGAGCUAUGUAAAUUUGCUUUUUGGAUUUAUUCUUAGGCCAGAAAUUAUUUCUUUCCUGCUUAUUUUUUUAAGGAGCGAUCCUCAAAAAAAUAUUAUGGCGUAGAGGCUUUGAAAUCUGCUUUCUUUGUUUAUUUUUUUUAAAUAUUCAAUCUGUACAAGAAAACUAGCUAAUUUAUAAGUUUUUAAAAGCCUUUAGACACCCAUAAGUUGCGGUCAAUUGCUGUUAGAAGAACAGCACACAACACCUUCCUUCCUCCCCUUUGCCCUGAAGACCUAUAGAUAAACACGAGACGAUAGUUAUCCAUGCCUUAUUAUAUAUCUCAUAAUUAUCAAUGUCCUGUUAUUUGUUCCUAAGUUAUCUCUGUGUGCCAAUGUACCACGGUGUGGUUAACAGAAGGAACCAAAAAUAAUUUUGACAUUUGUAGACCCGAAUAAUGUAAUCAUACUUCCCAUUAUUUAAGAAGAAAGAUUUGUGAAUAUACUAGUCAAAGUCCGUUGUGUGGCUAGAACCGCUAUUUCAACAAACACACGCAGCCAACUCACAUUCAGCCCAGGCCUUUCCCGGCCAGCCUAGUCACAUUCAGCCCAGACAUCAAGAAAGGGAUUUCGAUCCUACAUUUGGUUGGUUUUAUCUGAAGUCACGUUCCUCGUCGUAGAAGUACUUUGACAAACGUAGAUGCAACAGUGUUGAAUAUUGAAUUUGUAAAUGUAAAUAAUUUUUGUUAAAAAAGAUCAAAAAGUUAUUUGAGAUGAUGAAUAGUAUUUAAUUGGU
Rhopilema esculentum is the source of this 3684-nucleotide messenger RNA. RefSeq names its product serine/threonine-protein phosphatase with EF-hands pef-1. NCBI's taxonomy places the organism in Eukaryota, Metazoa, Cnidaria, Scyphozoa, Rhizostomeae, Rhizostomatidae. Gene Ontology annotation, molecular function: calcium ion binding; protein binding; iron ion binding. The record is from RefSeq and is a predicted model, not a curated record. Gene Ontology annotation, biological process: detection of stimulus involved in sensory perception.